Molecule: messenger RNA, 11459 nt
Organism: Varroa destructor (honeybee mite)
Lineage: Eukaryota; Metazoa; Arthropoda; Arachnida; Mesostigmata; Varroidae
Product: ubiquitin carboxyl-terminal hydrolase 9X-like
Biological process (GO): protein deubiquitination; cell migration
Cellular component (GO): nucleus; cytosol
Molecular function (GO): cysteine-type deubiquitinase activity
Source: RefSeq, a predicted model, not a curated record
UGAACAAUGUAAUUCUACUUGUUAAGAUCAAGCUCACGAGCUUGGCAAAGGUAUUUCCCUUCGUAAAUUCUUACCAGCGGCCUUCCAUUGAACUUUCCUCAUGAUUCAAUGACAACAAUUCCAGUCGAAAAUCAUGGUGCUGACAGACGAUAUAUAACUUUAUUUACACGAAAGUUUGGCGUGACCUCUGUACCUUACAAAUCUGCACGGGUCCGUUGGGUCGGCUUUAGCUUGAACUCGAUUAGAGAGUAAUUAAUGAUUAUCCGGGGUGUCGAGACGAUAAUGGUCUAGAAGUGCGCUGCUAUUUUAAAAGUUGAGUAAACGAACUAUAUUUAGCUUGUCAAAUCGCAAAUGUCUGCCACAAAGCUGGCUCAUGGCGUACUGCUUCAUAUCUAGCUCAGAAGAGAAACUAUGUUUUCAACUAUGCAAAGAGGUCAGUCAGCGUUGACACACCACAAUCUUACAAAAUAAUUUGCUGCCAUCAAGAGAAUAAUUUUAUAUUUUCAAAUUGAUUUUAAUUUUCCUUUGCUCUAAUGUACUGAGCUCAAUUGACGGGUUACUUUUUUUCUUGUAAAACACAUAGGUUUCAUUGAUCAGAAAGGCUCAAAAUUUACCAAAACUUCGUCUGUUUCAAGAAGCAGUCAUUGCUUUCUCGUUUAGUAGGCAGGGCAUGGUAUGGGCAACGAAUUCUUACCAUGAUUUUGAUAGGAUACACAACAUCCAUCUGGAUGCUUGAAAUGCAAUAAAUAAAAUCCACGCUAAUGAAUCGUGUUGGUACGAGGAGAAAUUCGAACAAAGAUAAGUUUCCUCUUCCUUACUCCAUGAAUGGCAGUUUUUCGUUAAAUGAUACCUUCGGGCGUUUUUCGGAGUUUUCAAUAGCAAAUGAGGUGGCUAUUGAAAACUACGGCCAAAAUCAAUAAUCAUGAUACUCCAUAUUUGAGAAUCAAGUUCGAGCGUCGCGCACAUUCGAUGGUGUUUACUCAAGCUAGGAGACGCUAUUCAGUCUUCCUCAGCUGGCGCUAAGAACUAUGUAUAACAACACUAAGGUCAAUGUUUGUUUUGUUCAGCUGAUCCAUAACGCUUGUGGCCCUAUUUGCGGCUUUGUUUUCAACCAUCGUCGACGGACGUUAGUUUUAUGCUUUGUUCGUAAGUGGACUUGCGGCUUCGUUCUGAGCGCACGUUGCACAUCUUGCCUGCACACUUACUACAUUAGACAUACGUGUAAGCACACUGAUAAGGUGGCAUCAGCUGCUACUUCUGCUGCUGCGGCCGCCGUCACCGCUGCUGCUGCUGCUGCUGCUACUGUUCCUGUCAUGGAAGCAAUCGAUGGUUUAUCGUAUUGUUGUAAUGUUGGGGUUUUGGACAUGAUUUGCUUGUAUUCUCUGAGCGGCAACUGUGUUUAACUCGCUUGUAGAAUUCUGCCUUAUCUGAGUGACAAUUCGUCCUCCGUAUAAUUAUAGCUUCAUACUAGAUUUUCUAUGUGCUACGUGAAAGACUAAGUCAUACUUUGUGGUAAUGCCGGUUCACACAGCCAAACGUGCACCAUCUGCAUUGUGACAUGAGUGAUCGAUGUGAGGGAUUCGAAUUCCAAAUGUGGACUCUAUUCGCUUUCACAGCCUGUCGCGUUGGUCCGCGUGUGAUAUAAACCUGCAUACAGUUUGGAAGGCUAUGGCAACUGCUGGAGAUACAACUAUGGACGAUGUUUUUGAAUCCGACCCGCCUACGGAAAUUUGUCCAAACGCAAUCAACGAAGAUGAUCCGGCUGUUCCAGAGCAAAGGCCGUGUUCAACUGAGCAAACGAACGAUGAGGAGCAGAAGUUCCAGCAGCAAAGUCAACCCCAGCAAAGCCAUGAUGCGCCGCAACAGCAGUCGCACACCGGCGAGGUGCAGGAUAAACAGUCCGCAGAGGAUUCGAAGUCGGAUGGCGACGGUAAACAGGAUGGCAAGGACGGUGCGGACAAUGACAAAGAGCACUCGGAAGAGGCAGCGCUGGUUGACCCAGAUUCAUUCCCAGAAGAUGACCUCCAAAAACUCGAAGAGAUGAUUAAUCGAUCUCGGUGGGUGGUACCAGUGUUGCCAAGUGGCGAACUAGAGGUGUUGCUGUUAGCAACGUUGCGCUUGGCAAGGAGAGGCAUCGAUGAACAGAACGAGCUCUGUAUGCGGUUUAUUCGGGACGGCUUGACAACGUCUUUCGUGAAGAUCCUCACUGACGAGGCAGUAUCCGGGUGGAAAUUCGAGAUUCAUAAAUGUAUUUAUCACAACUGCGUGUUGCUCAUCGAGCUAUGCGUGGCAAAGUUGGAUUCGAAUUGUCCCGAACUUCUUGACCUGUUAGCUCUUUUGUUCAAUCCGGACAACAAAUUUCAUCAUUACAACGCAUCACGCGGAAUGGACACACAAGAAAGCACGCCAUUUGCAAAAAGCGGUGACGCGCGAUCACCAAAAGGUUGGCUGGUUAACCUAAUUAAUCGUUUCGGGGCCCUUGGUGGCUUUGAGGUGUUAUUACGCCGUUUCGAAGAGACGAGCGUAGAUAAGCCGUUGCCGUUAAGUAUCAUCGUCUUGCUGGUCAAGCCUUUUGGGCAAUGCUGCCAGUUUUUGACGAAACAAACCAUUAGCACAUAUCUAAUGCCGAUCGUUGAGAAAGUGCCUGUGUACUUGCACAAAUUUUCGGACGAACAGCUCAAAAAGGAUACAAAAAAUGACUCACUUAGUAUGCUUGUCAGAUGGCUCCGUUAUAUAGCGUCGUGUGCUGGCCAAACGGCCAUGGUCGAACGGCUUGAGGAGUUUCGUCUACAAAUGCUACUUAAGCUCCUGCAAAUAUCGUCGUUCAACGGGAAGAUGAACGCACUUAACGAGGUGAAUAAAGCUAUAACGAACGUUAUGCUUUAUCGACAAAGUGGGCAUGGCCAGCGAUGCGUAGAUGCGUCGGAUGCUGAGUAUCUUACGAGUAACAAGAUGGUAGGCUGGAUCCGGGAUAACAAUGUGCUAUCGAUUGUACUUCGUGAUUCGCUGCACCAGCCUCAGUAUGUCGAAAAGCUCGAAAAGAUACUUCGCUUUAUGAUAAAGGAAAAAGCACUCACUCUAAGCGACCUCGACGCUAUAUGGGACUCUCAGAGCGGCGCGACACGCCACGAGGCCAUCGUCAAGAACAUCCAUGACCUCCUCGCCAAGUUAGCCUGGGACUUUUCGCCUGAGCAGCUUGAGCAUGUGUUCGAGUCGUGCUUCAAAAAGAGUUGGGCGACAGCUCAGACGAAGAAAGAGCGGGAAAAACUCAUUGAGCUGAUUCGGCGGCUGGCCGAAGACGACAAGGAUGGAAUGAUGGCACACAAGGUACUGCAGCUGCUCUGGGGUCUAGCCCACAAUCAGCAGGUCCCUAAUGAGAUUGUCGAUCUGGCGCUGUCAGCCCACCUGAAAAUUCUCGACUACAGCUGUUGUCAGGACCGUUCGGCGCAAAAGCAGCACUGGCUCGAGGAGUGCGUACAAGAAUUACGGAACAACGACAUUUGGGUGAUUCCCGCCCUCAAGCACAUCCGUGAGAUCUGCGUUCUCUAUCAAGAGACGCAACAGCAGACAUCUCACGGACUAGUGCCUCGCGGAGCCAGUCAGGGUCCAGCCCGUAGCGACAUUAUCUCUGCGUUGCAAAAUAAGCACACCUUGGUUGUCCUCGUUACAACGAACCUCGUGAACUAUGUAGAGGAAUCAAAGAAGUUUGUUACCACGCACCCUGAUCCGAGCGUGGCUCGAGAGGGCCACAGGUACCCGCACAAUGUCAACGUUUACGAACGUUUACGCUUUCUUCGGUUUCUUUUGAAGGAUGGCCAGCUGUGGUUAUGCGCACCGCAAGCGACACAAAUUUGGAAGUGCCUCGCCGAGAAUGGCGCCUAUCCAUCGGACAGGGAAGCUUGCUUUAACUGGUUCGCAAAGCUCAUGGGUGACGAACCUGACCUUGAUCCGGAUAUUAACAAACAGUUUUUUGAGGAGAACGUGCUAAAAUUCGAUCCCAGUCAACUGACUGAAAGCGGUAUUCAUUGCUUUCAUCGGUUUUUCAAAAUGGUUAACGUUAAAGAAGGAAAUCUUGUUACAAUGAAAAGUGGCAUGAGCGCUUCUCCCAACGGCACAAAUGUUGUCUACGUCGACAACGUUGAACUCGUCGGCCAGGAUUACCUAUGGAAGGUCGUGUUAUUGGCCCCCGAUAAAGUAAGUGCCCGAGCGGCCGGUAUUUUACGAGACACAACGACAAACCUCGGACCGAAAUUGCACGAGGCACGGACAGCGUUGCAUGAGGAGUUUGUCACGACUUGUUUUGACAGAAUCCGCUUGGCUUAUGGUGCAUGGAAGCGCCUACAACCGUCCGAACGGGCUAUCGAACUGCGCAAGAUGCGUCGUCUGCUUCGUCUGCUGACGCAGUAUGUACAACAAUGUGAUGGCGACUACCCUGAAAGACUCUACCUACCGCUUCAUCGGGCGCUACGCGGUAGAGAAAUGCGCGCUACGAUUCAGAUAUGGAGCAGUAGCGGAACGAGUAACAACUCGACAGGAGCAAACAGCAGCAAUACGAGCAGCGCUAGCAACAGUAGCGGGUCUAGUGAUGAAAUUGUCGUCUCAACGCACACAAACGAAACGCUCUUCAGCCUCAAACGUAAAGUAGAGCAUCGGCUGGAGAUGGGCAAACUAGAGCUGUUCCACGGUGAGGAGUCACUGAGUGAGAAAAUGCACAACUCGAUGGGCGCUAUUUUCCCUACCGCAAGAAUGACGUUACGCGCGAAGGCAGCGGUGACUACCCAAUCCCUCGGUUUGACGACAUCGACUGGCGCUGGUGAAGCUGGAGCUCACCAGUCAUCGCCCGCGUCGUCAUCCUCGAGCGAAAGUGAGUCUCCUUCGCCGCCUCAACUGUCGCACGCCUCCCAGAUGCUGCUCGAGAACCAGCUACCAGGCGUGUUGAUUGCACGCAAAGAGAACCGUGUCCGGUUUUGUUUGACCCUCUGUGAUAUCCCUGAGUUGCACGAUGUGACGUGGGCGCUGCUGCAGCAGAUACCAUCGAGCAGCGACGUCAUGGCACAAUUAAAACAAUAUGCGGCUGGGGAGCCCGGAAAACUUGCAGCGUACUUCAAAGCAUCCAGCUCGAUUUCUGAACUGCAGUAUAAUCUGGAAGUUCUCUAUGCUAUGCUGCUGCCGGCUACCGAUCCAUUAUCAGAGGAGGCGUUAACACUUCAAUGCAAUUGUAUUCGAUCCGGUGUUCUGCAUGCGCUAGCCGAUAUGCUGCUGAAAAGACCAGCGGGAGCUCAGCCCGUUGAGUUACCGCACAGUGUACAGUUGGUGUUGCUGAAACUGUACAGAUUUCUUUUAGCAAUCCUGAUACGAAACAGUUCGUCGGCGGUGGCGGCUGCUGAACCUCACGAGGAUUCCGUAGUGUCGACGGUAGCUGGCAAAGUGGUAGCCGCACUCCAAGGUCAGCAAUUUACUAUUAAACCCCUAUGCCCUAGUGCCGUGGAAUCAAUUUUGAGUACGCUGGUCAAAUCGUCUUGGAGCUUAGCCAACCUGGACGAGAUUUCACCUGAUAACGUGCAUAUCUGUCAGGAGUCACUUUAUACGCUUACUGCAAGUCUGCGAUUACUUAGCGAUGCUAAGAUCACGUCCGGAGUGCUACAAAAUACCGAGUACAUAUUUUACCUCCUGCUCAAGUGCCCGAACGCGUCCGUUCGUCAAGCUGCUGAGGACACUUUUUACAACCUAGGGAAACAAUUUGGCCCGCUUAAUUUUAUCACAUCACUCUAUGCUCAGGUAAAUGGCGAUGUAGUCACGCAUCACGAGAAAAGUUCUGAGUACUUCUCCCUCAUCGGACGACUGCUUGGAACGCUGAAAUCUUUCUCUGAAGCUAAGGACCUCUUCGAAAAAGAACUUUCCUGGCUGCGGGCGGCAAAGGAUGAUGCACAGCCCCCGCAGCUAACCGAAGGCCACUUAAUCGUCGCAAUUAGCGUAUGUCGCUUUUUAUCGAGCGAUGAAAAAGCACGCCACAAUGACUUUGUCCGGGAGCUCCUCGAAGAUUUUGUGUUUCCUGCCUCCAAAGCAUUCGUGGCACUGAAAAACCCCGAACUGAUGAGCGGUCAUCAUGAUCAAAACGCCGCCGAUCAUAUGGAGAUUGGAAAGUUGAAACCCAAUGGAAACCAUGGACAGCUACUGGCAUCCGAAGGUGUAACUGCAAAAUCGGUUUGCGUCAAUGCCUCGAUCACAAACGCCGCUCUCGACCUAGUUGUCGAACUGUGUUGUCGUUGCUUGACGAAUCUAGCAGAAACGAACCGAAUUCUCAGUUACAUGUUUUAUUCGGAUAAGAACGCCCGAAUAACGGAAUGGGAGUAUUUUCCCGCCGUUGGACCCCGGCCUCCAAAGGGCUUUGUAGGCUUAAAAAAUGCCGGCGCAACCUGCUACAUGAAUUCGGUGCUACAACAACUCUAUAUGAUUAAGCCUAUUCGACAGGGUCUUCUCUCAUUGAAAGACGUUGUCACCGAAUCUGAUCUGACCAACGGAGGCAAUGAGUCGGACUAUAAUCUUGGUGUCCUAAAACAAGUGAUGAUCAUAUUCGGUUUUCUAGAGAAAAGUCGACAGCAAUUCUACGUGCCGCAAGGGUUUUGGAAUCACUUUAGACUGUGGGGAGAACCGGUGAACGUACGCGAGCAACACGAUGCGUUGGAAUUCUUCAACUGUCUCGUUGACUCUAUUGAUGAAGCACUUAAAUCACUCAAUUGGCCAACGAUUCUCAGCAAGGUAUUGGGUGGAACAUUUGCCGAUCAGAAAAUCUGCAAAGGCUGUCCACAUCGAUACAGCCGCGAAGAAAGUUUCACGACGUUGAACAUCGAUAUCCGCAAUCAUUCGAACUUGUUGGACUCGCUCGAGCAGUACGUCAAAGGCGACCUCCUGGAAGGACCAAAUGCCUACCAUUGCGAGCAGUGCAGUAAGAAGGUAGACACUGUUAAACGGCUCUGCAUAAAAUCUUUACCACCCAUCCUGGCUAUCCAGCUAAAGCGAUUCGAUUAUGAUUGGGAUCGUGAGUGCGCUAUCAAAUUCAAUGAUUAUUUCGAGUUCCCUCGCGACCUCGACAUGGAGCCGUACACAGUACAGGGCCUAGCCAGGCGCGAAGGCGAGCCCGUGGAGCCAGAUCGAACGGACCGAUCGGAGCAAGCAGCUAAUGCCGGAACUAUCUACGAGCUCAGCGGUAUCGUCGUUCACAGCGGCCAAGCCAGUGGCGGCCAUUACUAUUCGUACAUCAAAACAGAUGGUCAGUGGUACAAGUUUGAUGACGGCGAGGUUUGUGAAAGCAAGAUGGAAAGUCAUGAAGAAAUGAAGAAUCAAUGCUUUGGAGGUGACUACGUCAGUGAGAUGUUUGACCACAUCUCGAAGCGGAUGUCAUGCCGUCGACAGAAAAGAUGGUGGAACGCUUACAUUUUGUUCUACGAACGUGUCGACUUAGCGGAUCGAAUAGAGCGACAGCUGCGGAUAGAACGGCCUGACGAGAUGGCUGCAGCAAUGUUACCGCCAGCCAUAGAGAUGAGCGUGUGGCAACAGAACCUUCAGUACACACAUGUGCACGUCCAGUUCACCGCAGAAUUCUUCCGAUUUGUCAAGAACUUGGUAAGUGUCAAUGCCAAACAUUUGACAAUGACGGUUGCUGCGACCGACGACAGUGGCGACGAAAAUCACCAGGAAGCACAGGUUGUGGAGGUGCCAGAUGUGCCACUGUUGAGUAUGCAACUGGCUGAUAAAUUCCUUUUUAGUACGUAUUUCCACACGAAAAAAGUCCUUCGUGGUAACAUGUCCGAAUGGUUGGCUACCCUGAUCGAAUACUUCAACAAUUCGCUUGAAGCCCGUACUUGGUUUGGCCAGCGGCUGACAAACGUAAGCUUGCCUGGUCACGGGAUCAUUUGCACAUACCUACUCGAAUGUCCGGUGGAAGAGGUUCGUCAUUGCUUCGCUCACCUAUUGGCUAACCUAGUCCACUGUCUAUUGAAAGAUACACCGAACCAAUCAUCAGAUUUCAACCCACUAGCUGUACGCAUUCUGAGCGACGUCAUGCAGUUGCUCGCUAAGGAUGUGUGCGAUUACGGCAGACAUGUAAAUCACUAUUUUCUCUUCUACUCGCUCUAUGCUGGCAUGGGCAGCCGGGAAAAAAUGCACCUCAUUAAGAGUGAAGUUCCACUGGCAUUUAUACGAUUAGCUCUCGAUGAUGGGGCCAUAAAAUACCAGUAUGCCGAACUAGGAAAGCUCUACCAGACCAUCGCCACAUUACUACACUGCCUUGACGUUACAGGAUAUCAGGCGGCCGCCGACGAGAGCCGAAGCUUGAAUUUACUUCUAGCUAAUCCGUAUGCCCGCAGUGUCUUGGCACCCAUGGAUGAGCGUAUUGCCGAGUACCUAUUCCAGCCAAACAGCUUUAUCAAGAAGCUGCUGGAAGACGCUAACGGCAUGGACGAGGUCGUUGACCUAGUGAAAUACCUCUGCUGGGAAAAUCAAGAGAUGUCGCGGAAUGUGCUUACUGAAUUACUCUGGUGUAUUGCCUAUGUGUGCACGUACGAAGUUCGGCCAUACCUCGAUAUUUUACUGCAUAUCCUCACAAUACAGGACUCCUGGCAAAUGAUUCGUAUCAAUAUGAUACUCAAGGGCAUGCGGCCGGACCGUGAAGCCCUGUUCGAUAUCAUUGAGCGUGCUAAAAGCCACUACCAGAAACGUGCUUACCAAUGCGUCAAGUUCCUGGUUGAGUUGUUAACACGUGUUCCGGAGGCGUUCGAAGACCCGGAGACUCGUCAGCGAUUGCAAGCUGCCGUCGAAUGGACCCGCACCGAGCUGGAUCGUAAACAUUACCCCGGCAGUGGCCAGCAGCAGCCCCCCUGGUCGCAGGUGUCCAACGAGACGUCUAAUGGCUACUUUUUGGAACGGAGUGCCUCGGCCGUCGAGAUGGUCAGCCGGGCUGGGCAGCUAUUGGCGCAGCUCUCCGACGGGGAAGAACAGCCGCAUCCAGCAGCGGCGGGUGAUACUGCCGCAAACGUCGCGAGUACGGCAGGUGCUGGUUGUACAGCAACAACUACAAUAACAGGAGCAACAAUUGCAUCGACAUUAUCUGAUAAAAAAGAGGCCGACCCCUGGAGAGAUGGUAUCGUGACCACGACGAACACAACGGGCAAAAAGGACGAAACUUGGCCAAAGGAUCGUACCCGGCCCAUCGAAGAACGGCAAGCUGAAACACCCGCCGGAGCUGGGGGAGACCACCCGCGCCAGGAAAUCACGCGGUAGUUCAAUAAGAAUUAAUAGAAGCAUUAUUAUAUUAUGAUUAUUAUUAUUACUGUAUUACUAUUAUGAUGAUAAUGCUGAAUUUUAUUAUUAUUAUUAUUAUUCAGAUAGUUUAAGCGAGGUGGAAAAAAUUGCCGUGACAGACUCCUUAUGUCUUCUAUUAUAAACCUACCUAUCUUCCUAAAUAGCAAAGGAACAACCACGAUUUACGGUCGAAACUCUUGUAAAGCAGCACAUAGUGUAAAGACGAAGCCUAGAUGAUAAUGAACUUAUUAUGGUAGGCGAUAAAUAAACAUGCAAAGAAGACAAAAACAAAACAAAAUAUUAAGCAAAUGAACGAUGCAAACAAAGGUGAUGAUUUCACGAAGGACCGAAGUGGCAGGAUAGCGAGGGAUUGGAAGGAUGAUGCAAAAUAUAAAGAGAACACAGUGUAAAGCUUUUUGUAAAGUAGUGCAUAUAGAUGAUAUAUAUCUCCUGCGUGCAGGCUUGGUGUUAACGUUAUUAUUUAAUAUUGAUGACACUGAUCGGUGAUGACAACGAAAGGAUAAUAAUAACGACUAUAAUAGAUACGAGAGGAUCAUAAAGAGAUAAAAUAAGAUUAAUUAAAAAAUGAAAGCCAACCAAUAAAAUAAUGCAGAAUGGGUUGGAUAUAACCGGAAGAUGACGAUUCCUGGGAAUCACUCCCGAUUGUAUUGAUUGAGCCAGAGCUAAUGGGAAGUAUAUGGAAAUAAAAAGGGUGCCAAGCAUCGAGAAGUUUUACUGAGUGGGCUCUAAUUAUAAUAAAAAUGGUCAUAGUAACGAUUAUAUACAUAAUGGAAUGUAUUCAAAAAUAGGAGAUCGUAAAUGACACGGAUGGAUAGAUGCACUCGGUUAAAGUAUAUACGAAUAUAUAUAUAUAUAUAUACGUAUAUAUAUAUAUAUACAUAUAUACGUAUAUAUAUAUAUAUAUACAUAUAUACGUAUAUAUAUAUAUAUAUAUACAUAUAUACGUAUAUAUAUAGAAGGAGGGGUAAGUUAGCUAUGAAAGUAGAGUGGUGGCGGAGUUAGGGCCUUGAGGUGUUCACUUACAGGAGAAGGUCUGUACCAAGUAUUGUUGGAUAGUGUCGAACAGUGUGGGCAAGGUUGGCAAUAAUAAUUUUGCCGGUGUACGAGCGGUUGAGGCGUUUCACGUAAUAAUAAAAAUAUGAUAAUGACCAUAAGAGGAUAACCUAACGGACAAGAGGAUAAGGCACAAUGUCGAGUGAGUAAAUGAGAAUAAAAAUGAUGAACGAAGCAAGCGAAUGGUAAAAGAGAAAUGAAAAAUGGCGGUCUAACAUUUUGUCGCAUACUUUAGUGUUGUUAAUAUUUAUAGCUGAUAGCUGCUGACAAGGUUGAUGGUAAUAAUAGAAGUAAGAGGAAAAUGAAUGGUAACAACUUAACGAUAAUGGAUACGCAAGAGCGGGACCGAGAGGAAAUGAUUAAUUAUCGGUUGAGAACGAUUGAGUACAGCGAAUCAGUGGAAAGAUUGGGGCUAACGACUUGGAUUUCACACAGCAAAACGAAGGACAUGAAGAAGACUUCAGCUGAAAUAAGUAAAAUGUAAAAAAAAUACGGGCAAGUUGGAAAGGAAUGAUCGGAUUGUCGUCGCGUGAAUGCUAAGUAAAUCAUAGCGAAUCAAAAAGAAAACAUGGCAUGACAUUUAGGGGGUUUGAGCCAUUGCGUUCUUCAGACGCGGAAGUUGACCCCGAGGCACUAAAUAGCCGAGUUUACUGCAUUGAUAAAGGCGUAUUUUUGAACAGCGACGCAGCCACGAUGAUGACGAUGGUGGGAAAGUGAGGUAGAGUGUAAUACGGGACACAGUGCAUUCUACAUUUCAGUAGGGACUCAGAAGGUGAUUAACAAUUGCCCCCGUCGAGUCUUUCUACGGAGAUCGUCAGGAACUGGGACGAAGCAGCUGGUACAGUAAAGAGGUUGUUAUUAUAUAUUUUGUUCGAACGUUUUUGUCGCGGGCUGAACACAACAAGUGGGAUAUGAGGAAGUGCUAAAACAAUUGGGAACAAACACAUAGAAAAUGGUCAAAAUAGGAGAACGGCUUUGAAACUCAACGCUAAAAAUAAUGAAGUGUCAAGAAAGUGACGGUCGCAAGGACGAUGAUUUACAUACGCAAAGAGAUGUGAAUACUUUAAUAAAACCGAUGAAAGUUA